Molecule: messenger RNA, 930 nt
Organism: Micropterus dolomieu (smallmouth bass)
Lineage: Eukaryota; Metazoa; Chordata; Actinopteri; Centrarchiformes; Centrarchidae
Product: extensin-like
Exons: 2
Coding region: 1-930 (309 amino acids)
Source: RefSeq, a predicted model, not a curated record
AUGCACCCAGCCCCCAGGACUCAACACGACCACAGUCCAGAGGGCCGCAACGCGACCGCAAAGCAACCAUCGACACACCCCAAAGCACAAUCCCUCCCCACACAGGAUCCUCGCACAACCACCAAGCAUCCAGUCCGGGCACUGAAAUCCAGAGGAGACACUCCCCAACCAGAUCAACCAACCCACCCCGUCAACCCCUUCUUCCCGGUCCCCCACCCCUCCAACAACCAGUCGCCAGACCCCUCAGGGAACCGAAAUACAAUUAUCAGGAUGCACAGCAUGCACACAGGACAGAGCCGCACACCAGCCCGGUCCAGGCCUGCACCUGAUGCCUCCAACCGCCCCCAUCCCCCCCACGCAGCCAGGGAGACCACAGACCCCCACCCACGGCUACACCGUGACCCACACCGCACGUUCACCACCGGACCGAAACCCACCACAAGCAUCCCCCCCCGCCAACCCCCACUGCCAUGCCCGCCUCCCGCCCCCUCCCCCCAACCCGGACCCACACACAGGACCCACAGAGAGGCAGCCAAGCACCGAGCGCCACCACAUCCGCACAGCGCGCGAGUCAAAAUCACCACCCGCGCACCGAUACCAACAACCGCGCAACACCCAAGCAGAGUGGCUACCCACCCCGCAGCAGCGGCACGCCAAAUACAGGCACCCCCCCCCGCCAACCCCCACUGCCAUGCCCGCCUCCCGCCCCCUCCCCCCAACCCGGACCCACACACAGGACCCACAGAGAGGCAGCCAAGCACCGAGCGCCACCACAUCCGCACAGCGCGCGAGUCAAAAUCACCACCCGCGCACCGAUACCAACAACCGCGCAACACCCAAGCAGAGUGGCUACCCACCCCGCAGCAGCGGCACGCCAAAUACAGGGCAAACACCGCCCCCCGCCAACACCACGCCAUCAACCAACAAUAA